CAUUCAUAGCAACCAGCAUGGCGACGGGGAAGCUUUAUUUCGCCUCUCAUCUGCUAAUAAGCUAGCUAGCUGUUAGGUUGUUACCUUUACGUGGCUGGGGUUUUCAUACAGCACUAAAAUGUUGAAAGGUAGAACUGCCGUAUUGUCUUGGAGUGUCCGAACUUUACCGCAGCAGCCUCGGCAUAUUUCUGUAGAAAAUGGGAUACGCUGAGUGGGACAAAAUCAUGGAAUCGAGAACAGGGAGUGUAUCAUCUAGACCAGGGUCCAGUCCUAGUGUGAGAGGACAGACAUUUAAAAGUAGCCCUUUCUGUCCCCGCUCCUCAAGCAAGCUGACGCAGUCCAUAAUCAAAGAUCACAUGAUUUCUCAUUACAAAAAGGUUUACUCAGCUAAAGCUGCCAUUGAUGCCUCAGUACCCAAAAGCUUAAUUCAUAGUGUAAAAUACAAUGAUCAGAUCAGGCAGGAGCGGCUGCGGAAGGGUGGUCGUCCUCAGUCAGCUCAAUCUCUCUCACAGAGGAAUAGCAGAGCCUCCUGCUCCUCAGCCCAGAGCCGAUCAUCAGCACACUACAAUGAAAGUCCCUACCUCUACUCAAGAAGUUCCAUGGACUCCAGCCUAAGGUUAAACACUUCCUUUAAUGCAAAAGACAUAGUAUAUCCAUCAAAUAAAGUUAGUCUACAGAACCAGCAUCAUCACAUUCGCCCAGCAUCAGAGAUGAAGUACCACAGUCCAGAAGCUACUUUAGACAGAAGGCAGUCAGCAUGUUCACUGGGAGUUUCAGGAGAUCAGAGUUGCUACAAGGCUUUCCGGGACCCUGUUCAGAAGACAUACAGUGGGGACUUGCUCAUGAAACAUUCACAAGUCUUUACUCAAGACAAACCUUUCACCCCUAAGACUCUGAGGUCAGAUAAGAGUUCAUAUCUGUCAAAAUAUCGCUACUAUCAAGCACCACGGAGGAAAACUACAGAGGAUUGCACUGGGUCUAGAUUGAUGAGACAGGAGACAUAUCAUGGAAGCACAAAAACAAAGGAGCACACACAGGAACUGUAUGAGUCAUCUCAGGGAUUUAAUACAGAGCGCGAGUGGUCUGAAGAUGACUUCAGCGGCACAUGUUUCUCAGCAUCCAGGGAACACAGUCGAGCAAACAAGAGUAGAGACCAUGAAUUAUUUUACACUUCAUCCAGGCUCUCAACAGAAGGGGGGAAAUCUUCAACUAUGAAUAGUGUAUCUAAAGAAGAAGAAGAACUAAUGUAUCUGGAGUUCAUUUCUGCUGUCACAGAGGAUAUCUUGUCCAGAGCGCACAUUUCUAACAGGGUACUUGAAAAGGUGAUGAAUCGACAUAUCGACAUGAAUCGGCACUGUCUUGAUGAAGGUAAAAUGCGCCACCUUCUGGAAGUUCUGCGUCAAGAAUUUGAAGAGCCAGCCAACAUAUCCAACUCCACAUCAGAGCCUAAAAAAAAGGAGAAUGGCCUGUUUGAUUCUCUCCUACCACAUCUGGCAUCAGAGAGGGAAGGAGCCAAGACCAAAGAUAACGAGAACCUGCUCCCUUGUGAGUCACGGAUGCAGAAUCGACGUUUGCCAGAUUAUUGUGAUCCUUUAUCGCCGUACCCACCCUUGUGCUCUUCUGAAAGCACUUCUACUUCACUAUCUAAAACAAUUGACAUUGAUGGAGGAGGUGACAACUUCAAGAAGGGCAUUAGCUCUUCUUGGCUCAGUGAGCAUGUUCCAGAUAAUGCAGCACUGGCACAAGAGGACUCCCAUCAAAAUCAAACAGACACAGCAGCAUUAAACAAAGAAAUCGGCAAUGACAGCCAAGAGUGCACCUCUGUAAGCAGUGACAAAGCAUUUCAUGAGGACACAGCUGAGGUCAGUUACAUUGGACAAUCCAAAGAGCUUGAUGAUCUGGGGAGGAGUUUGUCAGAGUCACUUUGUGUGUCCAGCAGUACACAACACAGCAAUGUGAAGACUACUGAGCAAAACACAAAUACAGCUGCCACUGUCAGUGAUGAUGAGUUUUGAAUUUUGCUGCGUUCACAGGCUGUUUUCUUUUUUUGUGACAGAGUGUUUUUGCAUCGAGAAAAUGUUUGAAUCUUUUGAGUGUAGUUUUGUCAGUAUGAUUUUACUCUCAUAUUUCUUACUACUUACCCAGUAUAGCACUGCAGUUCUAAUAUUGUAUGUCUUUACCAAAGCACAAUGUUAAUUUCACAAGAGCAAAAAGGUUUUUCAAGUGCAUCAGAGACGUCAUUUUCUUAUCAGGGAUGUAGAGUCAGACACUUGAGCCAUAGUAGUGGGUCUUGAGGGUAAGGUUUUACACAUUUUUAAGAUUUGCCUGAUGAUUAUUUUAUGAUUGGCAGAUUUACAGAUAGUACUGCACCAAUGUCAGAUUGGUAAAACGUGUUUUAUUAUUUAGUUUUGGUAAAUUGCAGGGAUUGUCUGUUAUAAUGUAGAUGCAGUUUAUUUUUCAGAUAAAACAAAGAUAUUCUAAGAAUGUUUCUCUGUGUUUGGUUUUAUAUAUGCCUGAUGUUUAACUGUGCUAGUUUUUUACCUUCACCAGAAAGUGUCUUUCACAAUUGCAAUAAAUUUUCUUUUUUUAUAA
Molecule: messenger RNA, 2592 nt
Organism: Notolabrus celidotus (New Zealand spotty)
Lineage: Eukaryota; Metazoa; Chordata; Actinopteri; Labriformes; Labridae
Gene: spata7
Product: spermatogenesis associated 7
Exons: 12
Coding region: 198-2015 (605 amino acids)
Biological process (GO): microtubule cytoskeleton organization; photoreceptor cell maintenance; protein localization to photoreceptor connecting cilium
Cellular component (GO): photoreceptor distal connecting cilium; rod photoreceptor outer segment; ciliary basal body
Source: RefSeq, a predicted model, not a curated record